UUGAAGGGGAGAGCUAACUACAGCUGGGAACAAGUUCAAUAUGCCCUUUGAUAACAUAAAAAGAAUAAAAUAAAAGAACCAAUCUUACAGCUAAUUGUUGGGAUCAUACUUUAUUCAAAGCAACGUUGGGUCAAACGCAUUUGACAAUUUCGUGACCAAUACUUCUCUCUCUCUUCUUUCUCUUUUCCAGUGCUUGAAAUGUGUGUCUGCACGUUUAACCUGUCAUGAGGAAUGAGGUCCAACCUCCACGCCACGGUUUAUAAAGACUAAUUAAUUAUCUACUGCAUUUGCAAACUCCAAGAAGAGGAAAGACUCAUGGAGGAGUUUCAAAUUCCAGAACCAGGACGUCACAACAACACGAGCGACAUUCGAUCCCUUGAGCACAAUCAACGCAAAUGGUGGAUCUCUGUUUUCUCCUGCGGCUUCUUGAUCUUAGCCGGAGACUCCCUCGUCAUGCUUCUCUUGAACUUCUACUACGUCCAAGACAACCGUUCAGAGAAUGAUCAAGACCAACAGUACAGAGGAACAUGGACGCAAGCUCUGCUUCAGAACGUUGCCUUCCCCAUCCUGAUCCCACUCUUCUUCAUCUUUCCUUCACCAAAACCAAAACCGGAAACAGUCUCUGAUCAAACCAACAAUCGCCAUCCUCCCUUUCUCCGUGUUAUCUUGCUGUACGUUUCUCUUGGUGUUCUUGUCUCUGUUUACAGCAAGUUGUAUGCGCUGGCUAGAUUAUACGUAGGUUGGGGUAUCUUGGUACCAGCUCAGCUGGUACUAACCUCCCUCUUCUCAGCUUUCAUAAACCGUCUCAAGUUCAACAGAUGGAUCAUCGUGUCCAUACUCUUCACACUUGCGGCCGACUUCUUCUGCUCCCCUGCGUUUUCCGGAGCUCCCACCGAAGAUGAAUCUUAUACUCACGGCAUCAAGGCUUGGCUGAUACUCAUACUACCUACCCUCGCCUUCUCCUUGUCUCUCUCCCUAACGCAGCUCGGCUUCGAGAAAGUCUUGGCCAAGACAAAGCGGUAUGGUGGUAACAACAAGAAGAUGGUAGUGUUCCGGAUGGUGCUGGAGAUGCAAAUCUGCGUUUCCUUCGUCGCCACGCUCAUUUGCCUAGCGGGUCUGUUUGCUAGCGGUGAGUUCAAGGAGUUAAAAGGAGAUAGCGAGAGGUUUAAGAAAGGGAGAACUUACUACGCUCUGAGUUUGGUCGGUUUAGCUCUCUCUUGGCAGGUUUGGGGGGUGGGGCUGUUAGGUCUGGUGCUCUUGGUGUCCGGUUUAUUCGCUGAUGUUGUGCAUAUGUGCGCUUCACCGGUUGUGGCUCUGCUCGUUGUGCUGGCUUUUGAUUUCGAGGGUGAUGAGUUUGGUUGGCAGAGAAGAGGUGCUUUGUUAGGAGCAGUCUUGGCUCUAGCUUCUUACUUCUAUCACCUGCACAAAACAAAGAAGAAGGAGACGGCAGAACUGAACAAAAGAGAGAACAACGACAACAACAGCGAAGAAGAAGCUUAAA
Molecule: messenger RNA, 1501 nt
Organism: Raphanus sativus (radish)
Lineage: Eukaryota; Viridiplantae; Streptophyta; Magnoliopsida; Brassicales; Brassicaceae
Product: probable purine permease 16
Exons: 1
Coding region: 316-1500 (394 amino acids)
Cellular component (GO): membrane
Molecular function (GO): purine nucleoside transmembrane transporter activity
Source: RefSeq, a predicted model, not a curated record